Molecule: messenger RNA, 762 nt
Organism: Vicia faba (fava bean)
Lineage: Eukaryota; Viridiplantae; Streptophyta; Magnoliopsida; Fabales; Fabaceae
Source: the annotation of a GenBank genome assembly
AUGUUGCAGAAGGAUAGGAGGCAGAAAAUGUUGAAUCCUGAACUUGUUAAAGGGCCAUGGUCUAAAGAGGAAGAUGAAGUGAUGAUUGAACUGAUGAACAUAAUUGGGCCUAAAAAGUGGUCAACUAUCGCUCAACAUUUACCUGGGCGUAUCAGGAAGCAAUGGACAGAAUUAACGAAGUUUUUGCUUGGAAGGGCAGACAAUGCUAUUAAAAACCACUGGAAUAGUUCAGUCAAAGAGAAAUUGGAUUCUUACUUGGCAUCGUGCUUACAUACUCAGCAUAAUCGUGACAAGAAAAAUCAUACCAACACCUUGUCUUCCCCUUUUUCUUUACUACCUUCCUAUUGUUUUAUAGCAGAUGGGAGGUGGAAUAGGACGGAGUAUUUGACUAAUGUGCAACUAUGCAGAUUUAUGGACAACAUUGUAGCAACAGGGUUUUUGUUGUUUUGUGGGCUGCAUUUUGACUAUUUUUACAGGUUUAUAGCAGCUGGUUUUGGACAACAAAGAUAUGGACACUACAACAUGUUGUAUACAGGUUUUUGGACUGACCUGUUUGGACUAGUAUGCAGGGUUGUUUCUGGUUUGGGGCAGCAUCAUGGUGGAGCAGAAUUUAUAGCAGUUUUUAGACUGAAUUGUUUGGACUAUUUGUUUGUUUUGUUGUUGCAGGUUAUGUGGAGGCAGCAACAGGUUUUUUUGAGAUUUGAGGAAGCAGUAUACAUGAUGUUGGUUUGGCAUAUGAUGCAAGACUUUUGGCACAAGUGA